Messenger RNA from Ogataea haglerorum, 379 nucleotides. RefSeq lists its product as uncharacterized. The annotation marks the transcript as partial. The record is from RefSeq and is a predicted model, not a curated record. The transcript has a single exon. NCBI's taxonomy places the organism in Eukaryota, Fungi, Ascomycota, Pichiomycetes, Pichiales, Pichiaceae.
CCCAGUAGUCGCACACCAUGAUGCCCGUCAUCGCGCCCAGCAGCACCGCGUACGCAGACAUCACGUUGAUGAACACGCCCGCCGUCGACAGCAGCUGCCACGGCUGGAUCAGAAUCGAGAUGCACAGCCCCAGGUACGCGCCGCGCCGCAGCGUCAGGAACUUGGGGAACAGCCCCGAGAAGUCCAUGCCCGCGGAGAACGCGUUGUCCACCGUGUUGACCGCCAGCUGCCCGGCCAGCAGCCCGAGCCCGCUGAAGAACGCGCCCGCCCGGCUCUUGGCGUUGUAGUCGUCGUCCAGCCACCGCGCAGCCAGCAGCGGCGGGUUCCAGAUCCCGCCGUCCGUGUCCGGGUACAGCUUCGCCGACGCCGACGUCGUUAG